Athene cunicularia (burrowing owl) is the source of this 4243-nucleotide messenger RNA. It is a transcript of the gene ABHD12, whose product is annotated as abhydrolase domain containing 12. Gene Ontology annotation, molecular function: phosphatidylcholine lysophospholipase A1 activity; monoacylglycerol lipase activity. Gene Ontology annotation, cellular component: endoplasmic reticulum membrane. Lineage: Eukaryota; Metazoa; Chordata; Aves; Strigiformes; Strigidae. The record is from RefSeq and is a predicted model, not a curated record. The coding region runs from base 16 to 1077 and encodes 353 amino acids. The transcript has 13 exons. Gene Ontology annotation, biological process: monoacylglycerol catabolic process; phosphatidylserine catabolic process.
UGAAAAGAACCACCAAUGGGUAAACCAAAAUGUAGGCCCUACAUCUCACUUAUAGUACACUUGUACAUCAGGCGAUACGGAUUAUGGUUUCGAUUGCGGAAGUUAAUAAUCUGGUUGCUGGGAGUGUACAUAGCCAUUCCAUUUCUAGUAAAACUUUGCCCUGCUAUUCAGGCAAAGCUGGUCUUCCUAAACUUUGUGAGGGUCCCAUAUUUCAUUGACUUGAAAAGACCACAGGAUCAAGGUUUGAACCACACCUGUAAUUAUUACCUGCAGCCAGAGGAGGAUGUAACCAUUGGAGUCUGGCACACAGUCCCUGCAGCCCUAUGGAAGAAUGCCCGAGGGAAAGACCAGUUGUGGUUUGAAGAUGCUUUGGGUUCCAGCCAUCCUGUAAUCCUUUACUUGCACGGCAAUGCAGGAACAAGAGGAGGGGAUCACCGCGUGGAGCUUUACAAGGUUCUCAGCUCCCUUGGGUACCACGUGGUCACGUUUGAUUAUCGAGGCUGGGGCGAUUCAAUAGGCAGCCCAUCAGAGCGGGGAAUGACCUACGAUGCCCUUCAUGUCUUCGACUGGAUAAAAGCAAGAAGUGGAGAAAACCCCGUCUAUAUAUGGGGACACUCCUUGGGCACAGGGGUCGCAACAAAUCUAGUGAGGCGCCUUUGUGAGAGAGAAACACCACCAGAUGCCCUGAUACUGGAGUCUCCGUUCACCAACAUACGGGAGGAGGCACGCAGUCACCCAUUUUCUGUGAUAUACAGAUACUUCCCUGGGUUUGAUUGGUUCUUCCUUGACCCCAUCACGACAAGCGGAAUUAAAUUUGCAAACGAUGAGAAUGUGAAAUACAUUUCCUGUUCCCUGCUUAUCCUUCAUGCUGAGGAUGACCCGGUGGUACCAUUUCAUCUGGGAAAGAAGCUUUACAACAUUGCUGCAACAUCACGGAGUUUCCGAGACUACAAGGUGCAGUUUGUUCCAUUCCACACAGACCUUGGCUACCGGCACAAGUACAUCUACAGGAGUCCAGAGCUACCUCGAAUACUGCGGGAAUUCCUGGGAAAAUCUGAACAUGAACAUCAUCACUGAAGACUGGCUGCUUGGCAGCACAGAGAUUUUCCUUUCUUUCCUUCCUCUCUCUCCUUUUCCUUCCCUCUCCCUGUGGGUCAGUCUGCCAUUCUUCCAUCCCUGACACUGGAGGUGGUCAGGGAUUCCCACGCCGGUCCUGAUGUGUACCCUUGGCAACUCCAGCUCCUGGCAUCAACGUCUGUGAUGGUAGAAGAAAGAAGUUGUUGGCUGCUUUUUUGACAUGGGUUGAGGGGUAAUAACAGCCCAGGAGCCAGUACCAAACCGCUAAAAAUGUAAGCACAACAAAGCCUGGCCACUCCAGCAUGGUACCACUGAGGACAGACAUUCCUAGGACACGUAUGUCAUGACCAAGGGUGUUUCUUUCACUUUUAAACACUGCUGCUGGUUUUGAGUCAUGUAGAGACUCAUUUGUAAGCAAAUGGCUUUUGCCAUGUCUCCAUACCACAGUUGUCUUGCUUGAGUUUGAAGUGUUCUCUUUCUAGGAAGUACAUGUUUUGCCUUUACUUUUUUGCUAAGUGGCUGUAAUUACAAAUACAUGGAAGAUCCAGGUGGUGAGAGAUAUUUUUAUUUAGCUCUUCAGUCACAGUGUGUUGCAAGUGUUGGGCUAAUUGCACACAUUUGGAAAUAAAAGAUUUUUUUUUUUGUUUUUCUUCCUAUUUAGUGGAAAAGUUUACUGCCCUUCUCUAUCUUCUGUACUCUUUUUCUUUUGAACAUCAUUUUCGCUCCAUCUCUGCUACUGUCUGUGGAGCUCCUCCCCUUCUUCACAUGCACUUCCUGUUAGAACUGAAGUGAUUUAUGUAGGUAACUUGCAAACUUGGGAGUUUAAGCCAGAAAGUGUGAGAUUACUUUUUUGCUUGAUCUCCCCCCUGCCACGAACAGCAUGGGCUGAGGAUGUGGGAAUGGCGGUCUUCCAUUCUCCCUGUACACACCCAGUCAGUCAUGUGCUUCCUUUGGGUGGGAAGGGCAGGUUUUUUUUCCCUCGACUACCUUUUAACUCCUUAGGUCAGGUUUUCCUGUUCCUGCUGGCUGCAUUGUUCCUAUGCAGUUAAAAGCAGGCAGUGGUAUGUACUUCUUGAUGCAAAAAUAAGUCUGGGGUGUCCCUCUCCAUCUCUCCUCCCAUCUCCCUUCUGUGUUCUGGGCAUCCCAGGCACUUCCAAUAGCACUUCUCAGCCCAUCUCACAGCCAUGGUCCGAGCAUGUUUUCCAGGGAGCAGAAGUGGGAAUGAGCCUCUCCCACGGAGAGAGGUUCUGAGAAUGUCCUUGCCCUGCUUGGGGCUAGAAGAGGGGCUGGUUUAUGCCACUGAGCUCUGCACUGAGAGGGUCAUAUGCUGACUCUGGUGUCUGGCUGGGGAGCCAGCCCUGCCCCCUGUCAGUCUAUAAGACAAUACCCGGUGCUGUAGGUUUAGUCACUAGUGCUUAAUUGUGCUGCCCAAAGGGUCUGUUCAGGGGUGUACAGCAUAGUAUAAACUGCUCAGCAUGCAUCCAAGUUAUAUCUGCAGGCUCAUACUAGUUGCAAAGCAGACAGUAGCUUGUUCUUGUACUGAGAUUCUUCUGCCAUAGUGUGGUUGUCCCCGAGGUUUCUGACCCAUGAUACUCAUAAGCUAACUGUGCCACUUAAAUUAUGUUUGACACGCUCGUAUUUAUUGCACUGACAGAAGAGAAACACUUACUUGGCUCUGGAGAGUGAUGUACACAUUCCAGCUAAUGCUGCUGCUGGCAGCUGGCUUGGGGCAAAACACAGCCUGAGCCGGAGGCUGGCUGGCUGCCUUCUGUGUGAUGGAGCUGAGGGCCCAGCACGUGAACUGCUAGUGUUGGUGAUCCCAACACUGCCAUUCCCAGUAGUAGGCCAGUGAUAUGCUUGGAAAUUUAAACUGAAAUGUUUAUCUGAAAGUGGUGUAGUUUUAAUAAAGGCAUUGACUGCAGAUCACUUCAGCUUCACCUGUUUUACCUGGCAGUUUUGAGGACUUUUUCUCUAUUUGGGUAGAAGGGUGUGUGGCAGGGCUGCAGUAUGGUUGUGCAUGGGAGAUGAGCUCUGGGCUGGGACUGGGCAGGUCUUUGUGGCUGCUGCCAGCUCUGGGACAGUGCCUCUGCUGGAGUCCAGUGGGUCUGUGCCUGUAGUCUGGCUGCAGCUGAGGGUCUGCUUCCCCACUGAGGAUGGGGGAAAUGGGAGCUGCCCAUGGGAUUUCUAGCGUAGAAGCCCUGUGUGCCAUUUAGAGGGCAAACCCAGCACUGUAACUCCCACCCCAGUGCAUAUAGUCAACACUCCAGGGCUGCAGGCUCUGUCCUGAAGCCUCUGGUACCAGCUCUCUCUUGUCCACCCCCUGCAUUAGAAGACUGACCUCACUGCUGUGGGCAUGAUGCACCAUGCCAACUGCAGGGGACCACAUCCCAUGAAGCCACAGCUGGUGAAGGCCAGCUUGUUGCAACCUGAAUCCACAAGUGUAGUGUAGUCACAAGUCAGCCUGAAGUCAAACCAGCGAGUGUUCUGGUUGUUUUAAUGAGUUGGUGUCACACAGGGGACUACUGGUGCACUACACAGCUCUAGGGGUGUUAAACUCAGACCCCAGCACUGGGAGGGACACGUGGAGCAGCAUGACCCAGCUGUGGAGGGAUGCAAGAGACAAGAUCCACAUUCACCCCCAGCUGUGCCUGGAGAGCCAAGGGCCUGCUUAGGGCUCAUGGGCCCAGCAGGGUCAGCCACCCAGCUGCAAGUGGCAGGUAGAGCCUUCUCUAAGCAGGCACAGAGGCUAAAAAUCCCUGGAGAGGCUUGGUUACUUAGAUUCUAGUUUAACAAAGAGGUGUGGGAGGAAGUUAUGGCAAGCUCUGUGGCAAGGAAGCUGCUGAUCCUAGGCCCUCUCUCCUCCUUCUGGCACAUGGGCAUUUGACAUUCGUGCCUGCACUGGGACCAGCUGGCUUACAGCCAGCCCCAGCUUUUCUAGGUGUUAUGGGGAAGGUGGUGACCAGAGGGGCCUCUCUGUCCCCUAGCUUUGGGGCUGGCAGACCCACAGGAGGAGGAUGCAAGACACUGUUGGCUAAACCUGCUUCUGGGGCAGAGUCAGGGAGGCCAGGCCAGGCUGCAUGCAGGGGGAAAGGGGAGGAGUUAGUUGGAAAGCCCUUGUUAAGCAUGGAACAUGGCUGUGGAAGACUUAUCUGUGGUCAUCUCACUA